This is a messenger RNA of Chelonoidis abingdonii (Abingdon island giant tortoise), 5033 nucleotides long. The record is from RefSeq and is a predicted model, not a curated record. NCBI's taxonomy places the organism in Eukaryota, Metazoa, Chordata, Testudines, Testudinidae.
CAGCCUCAGCUCCCACUUUUGCACUGAAUCAGAUGAAGAAAACUAUAAUUAUUACCAGGGGCCAAGAAGUUGUCAUUGAGUGCAAACCACAAGCCUCUCCAAAACCAACCAUCACUUGGAAGAAAGGAGACAAAGCAGUAAGAGAGAAUAAGAGGAUAACUGUUCUUCCAGAUGGGAGCCUACAAAUCCUGAAUGCUUCCAAAUCUGACGAAGGAAGGUACUUAUGCCAAGGAGAAAAUGUGUUUGGUUCUGCAGAAACUGUAGCCUCAGUAUUGGUUAAAGAACCAACACGGAUAGACCUGACUCCCAAGAGGACUGAGUUAACCGUUGGAGAAAGCAUUGUCCUCAGUUGCAAAGCCAUUCAUGACAACACACUAGAUGUCACUUUCUGCUGGACUUUGAAUGGGCAGCCAAUUGAUUUUGAGAAGGAAGGCGGACACUUUGAAAGCAUCAGGGCACAAGCAUCCUCUGCAGAUUUAAUGAUCAGGAACAUCCUUCUGAUGCAUGCUGGGAGAUAUGGCUGCAGGGUACAGACCACAGCAGACAGUGUGUCAGAUGAGGCAGAACUUCUUGUUAGGGGUCCUCCUGGUCCCCCAGGAAUAGUGAUAGUUGAGGAAAUUACAGAAACAACGGCGACGCUCUCCUGGAGUCCUGGGGCAGACAACCACAGCCCUAUCUCCACAUACAACUUACAAGCACGUAGCCCAUUUUCACUUGGCUGGCAGACCGUAAAAACAGUUCCAGAGAACAUAAGUGGUGACAUGGAAUCUGCUGUGGCAGUAGAACUGAACCCAUGGGUGGAAUAUGAAUUCAGAGUUGUAGCAACCAACAAAAUCGGGACUGGGGAUCCCAGUGCACCAUCUCGAGUGAUCAGAACCAGUGAAGCAGUUCCAAAGACAGCACCAGCUAAUGUAAGUGGAAGAAGUGGAAGACGGCAUGAAUUAGUAAUAGCAUGGGAGCCAGUAUCAGAAGAGUUUCAGAAUGGAGAAGGAUUUGGAUACAUUGUGGCUUUUAGACCAAAUGGAACACGAGGGUGGAAAGAAAAAAUGGUGACAUCCUCAGAUGCUUCAAAGUUCAUCUAUAGGGAUGAAAGUGUGCCACCUCUGACUCCCUUUGAGGUGAAAGUUGGUGUAUAUAAUAACAAAGGAGAUGGACCCUUCAGCAACAUUGUGGUCAUCUGUUCAGCUGAGGGAGAACCCAGUGCGGCUCCUACUGAUGUCAAGGCUACAGGAUUGUCUGUAUCAGAGAUUCUGGUUGCGUGGAAACAUAUUAAAGAAAGUCUAGGAAGACCACAGGGAUUUGAGGUUGGUUACUGGAAAGAUAUGGAGCAGGAAGAAGCAUCAGAAAAAGUCAAAACUGAAGGAAAUGAGUCGUCCAUCAUUUUGACAGGAUUAGAAGGAAACACAUUAUAUCACCUAACAGUGAGGGCGUACAAUGCUGCAGGAUAUGGACCACCGAGUAGCACAGUCCGUGCAGCCACCAAGAAAUCCCCUCCCAGCCAGGCACCAACCAAUAUUAUGUGGAUGCAAGAUGGGUCUCAUGUGUCUCUGGGAUGGGAACCAGUUAGACCUCUAGCAAAUGAAUCUGAUGUAAUGGGAUACAAGGUCUUGUUUAGGCAAGAAGGCCACAGCAAUAGUCAAGUAAUUGAAACACAGAAAACCUCUGCCGUGGUACUUCUUCCUGAUGUUGGUGUCUAUAUCAUAGAGGUUUGUGCAGUCAGUGAAGGAGGGGAUGGGACAGCCAGCUCCCAAAUCAGAGUACCAUCUUUUUCAGGUGGAAAAGUUACAAGCGCUCAAUCCACUUUACAUGCUUUCUCUACUUCCUCAUCAUCUGUAACAUUGCUCUUGGCACUGAUGGUCCCUUCCACCUCAUGGUGAAGACUGCAGACCUUUUUUUUCAUUGUUUGUUUGCUUUAGCUUGAUAACACCAAUGGAUGGAGCUUUAUGUUCAUGAAGAAGCUGGAACCCUAAGCAAAUGCCUAAAAACCCAUAGAAAUACACAUGGUGCCCUUAGAGGAGUGUUGGAAAAAUGAUAAAUGAUUCAUCAGGUUUUCUCUUCAGUUUUUGUAGAUGUCCUCUGUUUGGGGAGGGGACACUUACUGGUCCAACAGAAAUAUGCAGAUUGUAUGUAAUAAACUUUUGUAAGCAAAUGUAAUUUCUGUCUAAUGUACUUUACUUUUUUAAUAUGUUUAACUUUGGCGAUCCUCAGUUAUGUGCCAUUAGUUGUUUAAAUAGUGGUGUCUAGUACAGUACAUUGGUUUUGUUUGGGAAUUUUUUUUUUUUUAAUGAGUGAAGUUUGAUAAGGACUUUGAAUCUAGUGCUUUCAUUGCUUCCCCUAAGGCUGUCUGCUCACAGUGACAAGGCAGUAGGAGACAAGAAAAAGUUCAGUUAUAUGGCCCACUGGAUAAAUACAGUAAAUAUUUUCUAGAAAAAUGUAUGAACACAUAUUGAAUUAGCAAAAUUUCUCAAUCUGAUAUUUUGAAAGCCCUCCCGAGAAAGAGAACAAAGCAGAGAAGAAGCCAUUAAUUUUAUUGCAAGGUAAACUGGAAAUGACUGAACACAAACGUAAAAGGAAGUAAAUGCUAUUGUUUUUCAUCAAACUGCAUGCAGAGGAGGUAAAUGUUUAUUUUUAAUAGAAAAAUAAAUAAUCUAAAUUCAUUAACAGUGCAUACAGCAGUUCAACCACCACUGGGCAUUUAAUCAUAGCAUACAGUAGUUGCUAAAUGAGCAAAUAAAAGGAAUGCAAGGAGACAAAUCUGCUUUUUUUCUGUCAGUCUUAGAUCUUAUUUUUUUAGUCCAUUUUUGUAUGGUACUGUGCUUUCUAUAUUUGGUAAUUAAGAUAAAGCUGAAGUAUAUAAGAAUGCAUAUCAUGGAGAGACCAUAAUAUUUCAUGGACUGUAGUCAUGCAAACAUGCAGAGUUCAGUUAGAAUAUGUUUUGUGGAAUGUUGUGUUCCAAAUGACACUUGGGUAAAUAAGAAUUAUCAAGCAAGAUUUCCAGUUGGCAAAGCUACUGGAUAUUCUUCUAGAGCUCACCAGAUAGGCUGAUUUUAUAGGGACUGUGUGCUAACAUCUUUAAUCCCAGCCAUUCUUCUGCUGUAUCAGUCUUUUCUCCAUUCUGUAAUCAGUUAGGAGUCGCCAUUCUAGAUCUAAAGGCCCUUCUUCAUAUUGGUACCUAAGCCCAAAUAAUCCCUAGUGUAUAUGGUGUGUGUGUGGGGGGUUGUACAGUGUGGAGUGUGUGGUGUUCUCAACGAGGGGACUUUUUACUACUGUGUUUGUAGGGACUGUGCCCAGGAUGAACUUUACCUUGUUUGCAGUAAUCAAGUGUGUUGUGCUCAAAUCAUUGUAUCAGGAAAGUCCUGGUAGCAUAACUCUUAUAGCUGAUUCUCUAACUCUUUUCAUAUAGAUCUAACUCAGGUAGUGGGUUCUCUAACAAAAAUUCUAUCACUUUUCUUGCUAGUCAGCACAUUCCAAAUGUGCCAUUUCUUCCCCUUUAAAAUAACAGCCAGGGAAGCAGCAUAGCAGAGCAGAUACUCAAUAGUUUUACAAACUGAAAGAUAGAUUUUCAUUUUUUAUCUUUUUGAACAUUUUACAAAAAUAUUUUUUUCAAAAGCCAUUAGAAUCAUUUUCUUUGUUACCCACUGAGAAUUUUAAAGGUUCUAUUCAGAUCACCCCAGAACCAGGUUUUAAAUAUUCUUAGUCACCAUAUUGCUAGGAGAGCAAUGAUAAGACAGUUAUCUGAGAACCAAAAAUUUUGAGAUAGAAGACAAGAAAAGGACUUCCUUGAACAACUUCUUCUGAAAUAAGUGUUUGUGGUCAAAGAACGGGGCAGGGGGUGGAAUAGAUUGCAUGCAGUGCACAUUGGCUUCUCUGCCUUGCUGAUAGAGCAAAUUGAAACAAAGCAAAUGCCUGCUGUGGGUUGCAAAACAGAAGCAUUUCCAUUAUGCAAGAGAGCUUGCAUGACCAGGCUCAUGUUUCUAAAGAAAAAUCAGCAUCAAUAAUGAACCAGAGGGCAAAAUUUCUGCAUUCUAAAAUUAGUUAAAUGUAAUUCCCUGACUGUACACCAGUGCAGUUCAAUCAAGGGUAUUCAUAAUCAAAGGGGUUACAGUCACCAUUGGUGACAUUCUAGUCACACAAAUUUCUGAAUACACUAAAUGGAUAUGGUUGAUGACAAGUAUCAAAGUCCGGUGUGGAUAAAUAGAUAUAAGUACAUCUACUUAUAUCUAGAUCAGUAGCAUCAAAAUAGUGGUGGAAACAUGGAACACACCUUCAUGUCAUGUAAUUGUAUUGCAGGGACACAAGGGGACAUGUUUUAUACUCAACAUGAAUAGAAUAUGUAUUUUGCAUCUUAAAUAUAUUAAUAAACAUGUUUUAAAUGUUUAAGAAUCUAUGUAUUACAUAUUUGUUAUUUGCAGAAGGCAAUGUGUCCUUAUCAUGACUCAUUAAUUUUUAGCUGCGAAAAGAGUUGUUUUUUUUUUCUUUAUUGAAUGAGCUUGUAACAGGGCAGUCACUAAAAAGACUGUAUUUUUGUAUAACAUCGCAAAAGCUGUUUUGAAAAUAAAAUAAAAAAAUUAAUCGAAGGCAUUUUGUUUGUAGCCCAGAACAAAGUUACUGUCAUGGCCCAUAUCAAAACAUUAGCUAUAUUGUAUACAAUGUGUACAUAUAUUAUAUAUAAUGGUAUAUACUAUGUGAAAGACACAGUAAAAAUAAUAGUUCCUGUGUACUGUUCUUGUAACAUUAGACCUUUUUAAUAAAUAAUUCUCUUUUUAUUGACUUUUAUCUUAUGUCCUGUCAGCUUCUGAAUAAUAUUUAUUCAGGAUAGAAUGCCCAUAAUAUUGUGGAUUCUAACAAGGACAGUCACUUGCUUCCCAUGUCUUUCAAGAAGAAAAUAGGAAUCAACAGUAGUGCAUCUGGAAAAUCUGACCAAUAAGAUCAAAAGAUUUUUUGAUAUGGUGCCUUUAUCAUUUCAAGCAAAUGUUAAUUUCUCCUGGGAUUGUGUAAUUUCUGUAUUUAAAUACAAAAAAAUACAUGUGAAG